This is a messenger RNA of Alternaria atra, 360 nucleotides long. RefSeq lists its product as uncharacterized. The record is from RefSeq and is a predicted model, not a curated record. Lineage: Eukaryota; Fungi; Ascomycota; Dothideomycetes; Pleosporales; Pleosporaceae. The coding region runs from base 1 to 360 and encodes 119 amino acids. The transcript has 2 exons.
AUGCCUUCAUCCAAGUUGAUCACUCUUGCCGGUCAAACAGGCAUGCGAAAAGACAAACCCAUCUCCUCAGAUAUCAGGGAGCAAGCAAAGGGCGCUUACGAUAGCAUCCACAAGUGCUUGGCCGCUGCUGGCGCAACACCGCGGGAUAUUGUGAUGGUCCGACAUUACAUUGUCAAGGAGACUGGUAACCCAGAGCAGGACGGAAAGGACGUUGUAGAUCGUGGCUGGGGAGAGCUUUGGAUGGAUUAUAUGGACAAGGAGGCCGAUGGACAUAGACCACCGGAUACAGUGGUUGGUGUUGCAAGUCUAGCAACGAAAGAGCUAUUGUAUGAGUGCGAAGUGACAGCGCUGAUUAGCUAG